GGAAGAGAACAAGAGAAGAGAAGUAAAAGAAAAAAAAGUUGAAGUUGAAGAUAAUUGAGUGACUGCUUGAAUUCUUGAUCUUGAAUAAGGUUCCUGUUGCUGUAGGGGGAUAGAUUAAACUAAGUCUCUGAGAUCUACAGUAUGUCAGAACAAGACGCUGAAAACAUGUCUCAAACCAAGGAUCAAAGCUCUGAGUCCAACAACGACCACGUGUUUGUCAAACCUGAGAUGACAACCGGUGAAGUUGAAAAGAUGGAGGAAGCAAAAUUAAAAGCCAAAUAUCCAGUUGCUCCUUUAAGUGGACAUUCAGCAUUCCUAGCGAAGAAACUGGCCAAGGGGCAAAAAUACUUUGACUCUGGUGAUUAUCAAAUGGCAAAGCAGACGACAGGGAUGAAGAUGAGACAGCAGCAAGCGCCUCAGGCCAAUCUGGCGUUUGGCACCGGUGAAGCCAUCCCGACACCGGAGUCUGUCCCUGCUCGCAAGACGUCCAUCAUACAACCCAAGUUUGCCCCCAGUUCAGCGACAUAACCUAGUGAGGAGAUGAAAACUUUUGUGCCAACGAACAGAUAACUGUGGCAAACCUCAGCACAAUCUGGAUCUUAUAAGUUGUUAGAUAUGAUUGAACGAUCCUGGUGUCCUUUAUGUUCUGGUUCUUAAACAUCACGUUCACCGAAAAAUACUCACGGGGUGUGUGUGUCAAGUAACAGUGAAAAUUUUCGAAAGUAGUUUUAUAUGAAAUGUUCCUUGAGGAUUUGCUAAACGUUUCUAAUUUUCUAAGCUUAAUUCGACACUUGUUAAAUUAUUGGUAAGCGUUCUAAUGUUUGUAUAUAUUUGAUAAAUGGUGUUGAAGCAGUAUUGUUGUGUAUAUGAGGAACUAAAUGAAAUCAAAAAUUUUUCUCUUUCCCCUCGUUAAAAUGUAGUUUUGUUAGGCUUGGUUUUUGAUCAAAAUUAAUUUAUGUCGUAGGUUUAACAUUAGUUAAGUUAGUACUCAUUUUACUUCAUUUCUUACUUUAUUAUCGUAUUUAUUGAUUGAUUCAGUUUGUGUCAUGAUAUUUACUCCAAUUUUAUUGUAAGCAGAAGCUAAACAAAGUGUUAUAAUUAAAACGGCUUCUGUUGA
Messenger RNA from Macrosteles quadrilineatus (aster leafhopper), 1117 nucleotides. RefSeq names its product cAMP-regulated phosphoprotein 19-A-like. Gene Ontology annotation, molecular function: protein phosphatase inhibitor activity. Gene Ontology annotation, cellular component: cytoplasm. The transcript has 4 exons. NCBI's taxonomy places the organism in Eukaryota, Metazoa, Arthropoda, Insecta, Hemiptera, Cicadellidae. The coding region runs from base 142 to 528 and encodes 128 amino acids. The record is from RefSeq and is a predicted model, not a curated record.